AUGAGUAUGCAGAUCCCUAACUCGCACACUAAUCACCCUGAACCUAAUUCUACUGUGGAAGAAGACCAGGGACGUAAUUCUAAAUCACCCAUUCUCGUAUCGAAAAUCUCGACCAUUAAAUUUGGCACCUCCCCUAGACCGUUCAUUCUCUUACCAAAGAAUCCAACACUAACAUCCGAUAUUCUAGAUAAUAUAAUCAACUGGAUUAUACCCUACAGCCAACUCGUUAUAUACCUUCCAAGAAUUUACAUCCAUCUUCAUCAUCUGAUUUUCUUUAGUUUCAGUCUUAAUCGUGAUGAUUUUCAGGAUGAUAAGGAUAAUGCGAAAAAAGUCUGGAAGCACAUGUCAUUUGAGGAUAAACAUAUGUACGAUCAAUUAUUAACAUGCAACAAUGUCCUUCACGACAUUUUAUGGGAAAACUAUCGAUACAGAAAAUUACGAAAAGAAGACUGUGAUUACGUGUAUACAAAACACGGAAGGCUAGAAGAGUACUCGCCGACAUUCUUCAAGCCGAUUUCACGCAAUCGAAACCACCAGUCCAUGAUAAAUAACCUGCCUUCGUACCCUACCAUAUCCACUCAUUCCUUAUUGUCAAAUAACAAAAAAGUAAGUAAAGAAAGAAAAAAUUUUAAAUUCCCUAAUUCUCAUUCUUCUAAAGACUCAAAUAUGACAUUGGGCACAUCCAAUCAUUCAUUGCCGUCGAGUAAUUGUGACUUCCCUCUUUAUAUGCCGUCGGAUUUGUUUAUCUUGCCGUCGAAUGACGAAUCCUCUGAAGACCCGAAUUACCAUGACUUUUCUCCGCUCUCUCCUCGUAUGAUAUUGAACCCACCAAUCGUGCCGUCGAAUGAUAAAGAUCAUAAAAUUUCUCUAUAUGAUAUUUGA
Acaulospora colombiana is the source of this 882-nucleotide messenger RNA. NCBI's taxonomy places the organism in Eukaryota, Fungi, Glomeromycota, Glomeromycetes, Diversisporales, Acaulosporaceae. The record is from the annotation of a GenBank genome assembly.